This is a messenger RNA of Seminavis robusta, 1950 nucleotides long. NCBI's taxonomy places the organism in Eukaryota, Bacillariophyta, Bacillariophyceae, Naviculales, Naviculaceae. The record is from the annotation of a GenBank genome assembly.
AUGGAUGACACCAGCAGCAACAGUGGUGAUGAAGCAGCUAUCUAUGAUGAGGAAAUCCUAAAAGUGGUGCGGUUAAGAGCUUCUGCUUCCACUCCACGUACCGAUAGCGGUACCUUUACCUUAAAGGUACCGGUAGCAUCUCCCUGCUCGAAAACCCACAUUGCUUCUAGUAGUCCAGACCGCCCAACAUUGACCGCGGUUAAAGACAGGACCGCUGCCCGUGGCGAGGAAAAAGCUGAUAUCCUGAAAAUUGCAAGAGAAAGAACUACUAGUAGUAGAGAAGCUACCGAAGCAUUCAUGGACAAGGAUGCAUCUCUGUUUGUAGAUGAAUACACAGACGAGAUAUCAUUGCCUGAAGCUGAAACUUCAAAUUUAAGACGUUGUCAAAGUCUCCCCGGAGCCCAUUGGAUCGAAGGUCUAUUCACAGGUGCUUCAUUAUUUGAGAGAGGCCAACGCUCUGUCGCUGAUGAUGAAUCAGGUAUUAUAGUAGAAGCAUCCAAUGAGCUUGAUGAGACCUCCCCUGUAGCACAACUCAUAGUGGACGCAGAACCCUCACAAGUCGCACGUCCAAUGAAUAAUGAGGCCUCUUUCAGGCGGAAGAAGCAUAUCCUAUUGUAUGCCAUCCCUUUGUGCAUGGUGUUGCUCACCAUUGUCAUUUUUGCUGCGUCCAUUUGUGGAAAUGGUCUGUGCAGCCAGGGUGAAACUCCAGAGAUAGAUGAAGCAUACACGUACCGGUACAACCAGGAUGUACAAGCAGCAAGACUACAAAAGCAUCUGGAGCAAGACCUGGGUGAUGGCUACUUUCGCCAGUCUGAAUCUAUUUCUUCUCCACGAAACAAGGCCUUCCAGUGGAUUCUGAAUCAUCAAGCCAAUCAUGAUAACCCCUUUCUGUUGCAGAGAUUCAUUUUGGCCCUCUUGUACUUUGAAACGACUGAAAAUGAGCCAUGGCAUGUAUGCAAUCCUCCAAAAGGGAAUGAGACAGACACAUGCUACUAUAAUAGUUUUCCAGAGUCUCGAGCCAGUGAACCUGAACCAAAGGCUAGAUGGCUCACAGUGAAUUCAGAGUGUUUGUGGGCAGGGUUGCUCUGUAAGGAUGGGGAAGAAGUGAAUGAGAUUUACCUGAAGAAAAAUCUGCUCAAUGGGCAGCUUCCCACUGAAAUGGCCUUGCUUUCAAAGCUGCAGAUUCUAGAUUUUCUGGGGAACAACUUACAUGGAUCACUUCCAGUUGAGCUGGCUCAGUUACAGAAUUUGGAAAGGCUGGCCUUGUCCGACAACAAACUAGAAGGCACCCUCCCAGGAAUCCUGUUUGAGAAUCUUGCAAAGCUCACACUCCUGUCUGUGCGGCAAAAUCCCAUCACUGGGACCAUUCCAACUGAAGUUGGGCACUUCCGGGGCAUCUGCCUAUGGUUACGCAAUACACAUCUAUCAGGGUCAAUGCCGUCAGAAUUGCUUAGCCUCACAAACUUGCAACAAUUUGGGAUUUCUGAUACCAGGGUUGUUGGUACCAUCCCCACAGAGAUUGGCAAUUUGUCAAACUUGCUACAGCUAAACCUUUCAAACAACCAGGGAUUUGGGGGCACACUACCCGAGGAAUUAUUCCAAAGCCUCAGCAACUUGAGGUGGUUGGAAUUGAAUGACUGCAAUUUUUCAGGAACACUGAGUACCAGUCUUGGCCACUUGUCCAAGCUCGUGUCUCUGCAUAUUGCAAACAAUGAUUUCUUGGGGCGCAUUCCUGUGGAGAUGUCUGCAUUAUCUGAUCUGGCAUAUGUGUCUGUGAAUGGUAAUGGUUUCAUUGGGAGCUUUCCGAAUGAGGUGUGUUCACAUCUCAGCAUAAAGGCAAAAGUCACGGCAGAUUGCACACCAGACAGAGCAUCUGGCGCUACCGCCAUGCCCUGUGAAUGUUGCACACACUGCUGUGACCCAUCCACUGAAAUAUGUAGUGCCAUAUAG